Silurus meridionalis is the source of this 2886-nucleotide messenger RNA. It is a transcript of the gene glmnb, whose product is annotated as glomulin, FKBP associated protein b. Lineage: Eukaryota; Metazoa; Chordata; Actinopteri; Siluriformes; Siluridae. Gene Ontology annotation, cellular component: cytoplasm. Gene Ontology annotation, molecular function: ubiquitin-protein transferase inhibitor activity. The transcript has 18 exons. The coding region runs from base 197 to 1954 and encodes 585 amino acids. The record is from RefSeq and is a predicted model, not a curated record.
CAAAGAGAUCUCGCCAUCGCCCGCUAUCCUUUCAUACACUUCACUCUCAAUAUCAUUGCUUGCUAAACUCUUUUGUGUAUGUAUCAUUAUCAAAAAAAAUCUCUGUGAUCAAAGAGCAGAGCGGGAUCGUAACUAAUCCAGGGCUGAUUGAGGCCAUUUGUGGGUAGGCUGGCUGUGACAGGAUUGACACUCAACAAUGACAGAGAAUUAUCUAGAUGAUGUUAUUCAAAGAUGGAGAAACACCCCAGAAAAAGAUUUUAAACCAGAAGAUCAUGAACUCUUUCUGAACGUUGGUCAAAUGUGCAUUGCUCAGGGUGACACGGCACAACUGCGGGAUUUUAUCAGCGAUGUGAAAAAUCAGGACAUAGUGAAGUCUAUGGGCAGUGGUCUCCUAAGGCCACUGAUUAAGAAUGUGGUACAGAAAGAGAGGGAUUCUGUACAGUGUCAGGCUGUGAUCACACACCUUUUACAGAUCUGCAGUGCAAACAACCUCUUGGACAUCUUACUCAGGCAGGUGGAGGAAACUGAGCCUGAUGUGAUUGCGGACACCAUCACUCUGCUCAUGCAACAUAUUCAAACAGUGCUGAUGAGACUUGGUGAUUCAAAGCCUGCCUUGUUGGGCCUGGCCCUGGAUGCUCUGCACAAACAGAUCUCGAAGUUGCCGGUACCAUAUGCACACAAACAGGAAGAGGAAGACAAACACGGCCUCGGUCGCUGCUGCACUGCUUUGCUGACCUUUGUGCAGCCAUUUGUGCAGGAAGUCAAAAUUCAAGACGUGAAGAAUCCAGUAGAAAACACAUAUCAUACAAGAUUGAGGACUGUGCUUCUCAAACACUGCAUGAAGAGUCUGAAAGAACCUCUCCUUGAAGCUCAACUUGAUAAGGAGGCUCACACGUCCCAGAACUCUCCGCUUUGGAACUUUGCCACAGAGUUAAUGACUACCCUGCCUGCUAUUCAGGAGCCUCUACCCAAACUCCUGUUCUACUAUCCCUUAAGAGUGAAAGAGGGCAAGCAAGAUGUGCAAUAUGAUAGUGACUUGCCUGAAUCGAGAGCUUGCCUGGCCUACUUGCUCUUUGUCCAGCUUAUUGCCAUCGAACUGUUCCCUGCUGUCUUUAGCCCAGUGUUUGUCCUGCAGUGCAACAUGGAGUACGUCAACAUUUUACUGAGCAGAAAAGAUGAAACAUGGAUCUUGAAAGGUCUGGACCUGUAUGUUAAAAGCUUGGAGAGAAUUCUGGACAACACCCUUCCAGUAGAGUUACUUGAGUUGAAGAUAUUUCAUUCAGUUUCACGAAAUCUAAUUCUAAUCAUGACUGACUGUCCUAUCCAGCAUUUGAGAUUAAAAGCUCUCAUGGUAUUUCAGCUUUUUAUAGAGAAACUCAAAGGGGAAGCCAAACAUAAAUUCUUCAGGUGCAUAAUAAAAACCAGUCAGCAUGCAGGGGUGGAAAGCUUCAUUCUCUCAAACAUCAAAAAUCAAGUGGAGCAAACAAGCAAGUCAGAACAGAUGGACAGCUGGUUUAAGGGGACAUUGCUGCUAGCACUCCUGAGGGACACUCUGAGUCUACCUCAAGGCCCAGAAACAGAUAUACUGCAUGGGAUGGACAGAAUCAUGGUGUCUUUAAAUCUUCUGAGAUAUCUACUCAUCAGAGAGAGAACCAGACCAACAGGUAUUUGGAAUGACCUUUGUAUUAUUGCUGAAAACUACAUAAAGACACUGCGUGUGUGUCUCAGCAUGUCAAACUCAUACUAUGGGUCAGAGCUAAAGAGACUUCAUGAGGACAAAAAGGUCAAAAUAAAGGAAUGGAAAGAGAGCUCAGGAAAGAAAACAAUUCAGCAUACAAUAGGUGGAAUGCAGAGUGAGGAACAGGAGAUGGUCCUUCAGUCUGCACUUGUUACAUAUGAUCUGAUGGAGAGUCUCGUCAUCCGAAUAGAGGAAAUCCUAGAGGAGAGGGCGUAACAUGAUCCGUACCAUCCUUUCUUUUUUUUCUUCUUUGCCAAGUGGACUUGUACUUUGUAGAUCCUAGUUAAAUGUGUAUGAUCUCUGCUAAAUGUGUAUCAGUUUGUGCUCUAGGUGCUGAAUCUACUAAAUUAAAAAGAAAGAAAACUCUAAUCAGGAGCUGCCAAGAAGAAUUUAUUUACUUACAACAAGAAAAACACAUCCCAUAUUAUACAUAUUACAGAAUAUUGUGAAUAUAAAGUUUUUAUAGAUGCUGUGAUAAUAAAUUAUCUGGAUUGAGCAAUUAUUCUAGAACAAAUUAAUUGAACGUGAGAUUGAAAAUAAAAGUGAUUGUGUGUAUUGAUGUAGAAGUGCAGCUGCAUCGCCAGUAUUUAUGUUGUUUGCGCUUUGUAAACUAAAAUUGAGGUGAUCGAAAUAACUUUAAAUUUCAUUUUACACUUUUUUAAACAACGUUUCAAGGCUGUGUUCGAUGAUGUGGGCUCGAGCUGAAUGCAUCCGCUCCCGCACACUAUCCACAUGUGGUUUACUGGUGGCCUGCAAUGUAUAACUUGUACUUUGACCUCUGAUAACCUCAUAAUACAACUAGCAGUGACAAAAAAAAAAACACCUGGUGUAUAGUUGUAGUGAAUUUUUUUUUCUAUUUGACAUGAAUUACUAAUAAAAUGUAUUCAAGAGCAAACAAAAUCGGUCUAAAUUAAUAACAGUAUAUAAGGAGCUGUUUAAAUGUAUCACUAUAUUUCUUUAUUAAACAGUCCUAAUCACUAUACAGUAUCAGCUGGGUUUAGCCUCUAACUUUUAAACUCUAAAUCUUUUUAAACCUUGUUGUUGUUCUGUUGCUUUGUAAUUGUUUUCCAUAGCUGAUAACUUCAUGUGACAAAAGACUACUCUGAUGUAAUGAGCAAUCAAUGCAUUAAAUGAUGUAUUUCCAAAAA